This is a messenger RNA of Symbiodinium necroappetens, 3717 nucleotides long. NCBI's taxonomy places the organism in Eukaryota, Dinophyceae, Suessiales, Symbiodiniaceae. The record is from the annotation of a GenBank genome assembly.
GCUAGCAGCACGAUGGAUGUGAAUUUUCACUUCAUGCCUUUGGUGCAUGCACCGCAGCAGCUGCAUGACAAAGGGGGCCACGGGGGACGAUGGAAGAGAUGGGGGGAUGGCAAGGGAAGUCAGUGGACACAUCAAGAGAAGUGGCAGAGAACCGAUAAAGGUAAGGGUGGAGGAAAGCCUGCUUUCAAGGGCAAGGACGAUGGUAAAGGGAAAGGGAACAGUUCGAAGACGCCCUUUAUCAACAUGUCUUUGGACUAUCGGAGUAGCAGGAACACCACGCCCAUGCCAGCUGGCCUUCGUGGUGGUGUGCCGGCUGACGAUAACGGAGAGGCCAUUUGCUUUGGCUUUGGACUGGGGCAAUGUAAGGAGGUAGCGGACAGUGCGCAUCAAGAUGCUCCCAAUCGUGAGAGCACGUUAGGAGCCUCAGAGGUUUUGGACAAUUUUCGCGAGACCUCAGUGGUCUUGCCACUUCAGAGUACACAGGACUCUGAGACAAUUUUGAAGCAUCAGGAGGAACAAUGUGCUGAGCCUCUCGUCAAGAAAGCACAGGCUAAGGAUCACGGAAGCUCCCAGGAGCAACAGCAACAACAGGCCAACACAAGCGACGGAUGCGCUGUACCUCCCUUAGAACAAGGGUCGGCUAGCCGCGCUCCGGAGACGGCACCGGAGUUGCCGGACUCUCCCCAGGCAACGGAGGAGAGCGGAAAUCAGAGUGCAGAGACACGACGGCCACAGUUUUUGCAGGGAUGUUGGAUUCUGGAGAUCUUUGCCGGGACUGCAGCAAUGGUGGCGGCUGCUGCAGCCGAGGGCCUUAGCCGCUCAGUUGGGAUCGAUCAUGUUAGGUUAGCCUCCAGAAGAGGCAAGGUCAUUCAACUUGAUUUGCUGCUGCCAUCUCACCGUCAGUUGCUUUGGAAAUGGCUACGGGCCCCAGGGCUAGUGGCGGUUUGGCUGGCGCCUCCGUGCGGCACGGCCAGCAGAGCACGCGAAAUACCACUCCGCAGAGAUUCCGAACCACGACCGCUGAGGACUUCAGAAAACCCAGCAGGCAGGCCUGACUUGAGCCCCGACGAGGCCGACCGGGUUGGGAAGGCUAACAGUCUGUAUCGCAUAACUGCUGAGAUUUGGAGCUUUUGCCUGCAACAUGACAUUCUUGUGGUCAUUGAGAAUCCAUACCGCAGCUUCUUCUGGCACCUUCCGGAAAUUACAUCCAUUUUGCAGGACGACAGAGCAGUGCUCGUUCGCUGCGACUUCUGCAUGUUUGGGGGUAAACGUCUUAAAAAGACUGCGUUGCUGGCAAACGAUCAGAUCAUACAUGCUCUAGCCGUGCAGUGUGAUGGUCAACAUGAACACCUGCCUUGGGGGGUAGUUGAUGGAGAGUUCGCUACAAAGCAAGAGACUGCCUAUACCAAUGUGUUCUGCAGGACUUUCAUGCUAGCACUCACGAGGCAUCUGCGGGAACGCGGAUUCAAAGAUGAGAGAGAGGUCCAGAGCUGCCUCGGGCAAGCAACUGCGACGGCCAAAGUACUGACCACCAAGGCACACACCAAAAGAGCGGCAUCCUUCAGGAUGUUGCCGGAAUUCAAACAGACGCUGCGGUGGACAGUGUCGCGAGCUCAAAGAGAGCAGGUCUACAGGCCAACGUGGAUGCCAGUGGAUCGGAUCCCGGGGUUGAAAGUUCAGACAGUGGGAGAGAUCAAAGUGUCUCCCGUCUCAGGGAGUCCUACGGACGUUUGGCUGGAUGUGUGUUGGUCUCCUCAGGAGUUCGUUCUGCAGGCCCGAAAGGCAGGACACCCAUCCCACAUGCACCUUGGCAUCCCACCUGCAUUGAAGCAGGCCAUAGACAAGAUUGCUAGGCUCAGCUCUUCAGAACUGGCCAAGAUCAGGGCAUCACAGUCGCGUAGAUGGCUUGCGCGUGCAUCGCAGCUCCAAGAAGCAGAACAAAAGUUCAAGGAGUCCUUGCCCCUGCACAUUCAACAGAGUCUACAGAACAAGCGAGUCCUGCUGUUUAAGGAAAUGCUUGAGGCGUCGCAUUAUCCUGAUAAGGCGGUCGCUGACGAUCUAGCACGGGGAUUCAGCCUCGUAGGCCACUUGGCACUACCAGAAGGUUGGACCCCAGACUUCAGACCUGCUACUCUCAGUCUUGAGGACCUGGUCGAAUUGACACAGGAAUCCAACGAGCAGGUUGUCAAGGAGGUGGCGGCCUCUACCUCAUUCACGGAGGAGCUUUGGCAGAAGAGCAUGGAGGAGGUGGACAAGGGAUGGUCCGAAGGACCUUUCAGCCUAGACCAGGCUCCCGAAGGGGCGAUAUUCAGCAAGCGGUUCGCAAUUCAACAAGGCAAGAAGGUCAGGCCGAUCGAUGACCUCUCCCAGUCCUUUCUCAACGCAUGUUUUGGAUCCGAAGGUAAGAUUGAGCUGCAUGAUGCAGAAACAAUCACGGCGGCCAUCCUCAUGUUCAUGCGGAGGAGUGAUGCAGACCUGGUCGGAAAGACCAUUGACUUGAAGUCGGCCUACCGACAACUCCCGCUGUCGACUGAGGCCCUCAGAAUGUCCUUCGUCGCGGUAAAGUGUCCUCGGACAGGACAGGUCAUGCUGUUUAGGUUGCUCUGCCUGCCCUUCGGGGCUGUAGCAGCUGUACACUCCUUUAUCAGGAUCAGCCUAGCUCUGUGUCAUUUGGGACACUUCUUUUGGCUUUUGCCGUGGUCAAGUUUUUACGAUGACUACACUUUGCUUUCGACCUCAACGGCAGCCCAGUCCAGCGAUCGCAGUGCUUCCUUUUUGUUGGACCUGUUGGGUUUCGACUUUGAUAGGGACGGUGACAAGGCACAGCCGUUCAAGAGCCACUUCAGGGCAUUGGGCGUGGAAUUCAACUUGGCUGCAGAAGGUCACAAGACCUUUCAGGUCGGGAACACGAAGGAGAGGACCGACGAGUUGAUCAAGGACUUGGCAGAGCUUGCAACCUCGGGAAAAAUUUGGCCCAAAACAUGGAAUCGUCUUAGGGGACGCCUACACUUCGUCUCCAGCCAAUUGACGGGCCGGGUGCCCAAGAGACUCAUGCGGAGGAUCUCUGAAUACGCUUCGGCGCCCAGGCACGAAAAGGGACAGCACCAAUCUGCCCUUCGCAAUUGCCUGCUUCAACUUCAGGACUAUAUUUCUGAGGCCAGACCCAGGACCCUGAGAGCCUUCUCGUCUGAGACCGUGUACCUUUUCACGGAUGCUUCGCAGGAAGGAGAGGCAGGCUUGCACAUGGGACUCGGAGCCGUGCUCUUCAACCAGCAAGGGAACAUUCUGGCUUGGUUCGGCAUCUCUUUGCCUCAGGAGCCGGCUGAGGUGCUGGUGGCCGGCAAACAGAAAGUCAUAAACGAGUUGGAAAGUUUGGCGGUGCUUUUGUCCUUCGUCCUCUGCGAGGCAUUCAUCAAAGAGCGCCACAUCAUGUGUUACCUGGACAAUGAGGCCGCACGGGUAACCUUGCUCAAGAUGACGAGCGACUCGGAGACCCUCAGCCUCUUGGCCCACACUUGUGCGCUGUUGGAAGAAGCAAUGGGCAUGUUCACAUUUUACGGGCGGGUGCCUAGCAAAUCUAAUGUAGCUGACGCCCCGUCUCGUUUGGACUUCCGUGGCCUUCCACCUGACAAGAGGAUAAGAGAUGAUGAGGUCCUGGCUCAAGUGCGAGCCAUUGUUGUCAACCUGCAGCAAUCCCUGAGCCAAGGGAACUGUUGA